This is a messenger RNA of Cyprinodon variegatus (sheepshead minnow), 5931 nucleotides long. It is a transcript of the gene usp20, whose product is annotated as ubiquitin specific peptidase 20. Lineage: Eukaryota; Metazoa; Chordata; Actinopteri; Cyprinodontiformes; Cyprinodontidae. The transcript is spliced from 25 exons. Bases 196 to 3027 code for a protein of 943 amino acids. Gene Ontology annotation, molecular function: zinc ion binding; cysteine-type deubiquitinase activity. The record is from RefSeq and is a predicted model, not a curated record. Gene Ontology annotation, biological process: protein deubiquitination.
CGGAUGGGGGUGGGGACAGUUAGGAUGUUGGUGGAUCGGAGUGAAAAAACGUCGCUUUGUCGGCUCUUCUUCUAGCUAACACACCAUCCGCUGCUUUCUCUCAACACGACUUGUUUAGGCAGAGAUGAUAUAUAACCACCUUGACGGCGGCAGCUGCUUCUAUUCUGGUACAUCAAGUUGGAGACAGCAAGUAAGAUGGCAGAGCAAGAAGUUUGUCCUCACCUGGAGUCAAUAGGGGAGGUCACUAAGGAAGACCUUCUCCAAAAAUCUAAGGGAACCUGCCAGUCAUGCGGAGUCGGGGGACCCAAUUUAUGGGCUUGUCUGCAGAGUGACUGUUCAUAUGUUGGUUGCGGCGAGUCCUACGCUGAUCACAGCACUCUACACGCACAGGUUAAAAAACACAACCUGACGGUGAACCUGACAACCUUCAGGAUCUGGUGUUAUGUGUGUGAGCGGGAGGUGUUUCUGGAUCAGAGGCCCACACUGGUCCCUGUUCCAGCUGUACCCCACCACUGCAAAGCUACAGAGCAGGAUGCAGCUGCCCCUUCAGUAGGUCACCCUCUAAAAGCAGUACCGAUUGCAGUGGCAGAAGAUGAUGGCUCAGAAUCAGAGGAAGAUGAACUUAAACCAAGAGGGUUGACGGGAAUGAAGAAUAUAGGAAACUCCUGCUACAUGAAUGCUGCUCUGCAGGCCCUGUCAAACUGCCCUCCACUCACCCAGUUUUUCCUGGACUGCAGCGGAUUGGUGCGGACCGAUAAGAAGCCGGCGCUGUGUAAGAGCUACCAGAAACUCAUCUCAGAGCUCUGGCAUAAGAAACGGCCCAGCUACGUUGUUCCUACCAGCCUGUCCCAUGGCAUCAAACUGGUAAACCCAAUGUUUCGAGGUUAUGCUCAGCAGGUGAGCACCCUGCAAGACACCCAGGAAUUCCUGCGCUGUCUGAUGGACCAGUUGCACGAGGAGCUGAAGGAGCCGCUGACAGAGUGCAGCAUGAGCAGGGAGGGGAGUGACGGAGAAGAACGGCGGGAUGGAGACCGUUCGCCCUCCGAGGACGAAUUCCUGUCCUGUGACUCUGGUUCUAGUAGCGACCGGGGAGAGGGGGGAGGACUGGGGGAGGGGGAGCUUCUCUUGCAGGACGAGUGCGAUGGGUUUCGGUCCCCAUCUGUGGGUGUGGGCUCGGGGACGGUUAUCUCUGAGAAGGAGAGGUUGAAGGAAAAGAGGGUGUCCGGUUCUCCCCUGCACGGAGGCUCUCAAGAGAUGGAUGAGGAUGCAGAUGUGGACACUGCAGCUGAGGAGGGGCCUCCGGAGAGGAGAGAGGAAGAGCCGUCAGCUCUAAGUGCAAACACCGAGGUCCAAGCUCAAGAGGACAACCAGACGUCUGCUGCAGGACAGGCACAGGUCGAAAACACCACUGCCUCAGAACCAGACAAUGAAGCAUCAAUGGCUCAGCCACAGUCCACUCCCUGCAGUCCUGUACGGACGCUGCAGGAGCUGCAUCCCAAACUGUCCUCCAGUCCGCCCCGGUCCAGCCCACUCCGCUCUGCAGGACCCGCCUACUCCAUUAAGAAAGCUCAGCUGCUGCUCACCUCCAGGAAGAAGAAGCAGUCUCACUAUCGCAGCAUAAUCUCGGACAUCUUCGACGGCUCCAUCCUCAGCUUGGUUCAGUGUUUAACUUGUGACAGGGUCUCCACCACUGUAGAAACCUUCCAGGACCUUUCUCUACCGAUCCCCGGCAAAGAGGACCUGGCAAAGCUCCACUCGUCCAUCCAUCAGAACCUGCCUGUAAAGACCGGUGUGUGUCCCGACAGCUACGGCUCGCAGGGCUGGAUCUCCUACAUCAUGGACUCCAUACGGCGGUUUGUGGUUUCCUGCAUUCCAAGCUGGUUUUGGGGUCCCAUGGUUACGCUCGAAGACUGCCUCGCUGCCUUUUUUGCUGCUGAUGAGCUCAAAGGAGACAACAUGUAUAGCUGCGAGAGAUGUAAAAAAUUGCGAAAUGGUGUCAAAUACUGCAAAGUGCUGAAACUUCCAGAGAUUCUCUGCAUUCACCUGAAACGUUUUCGUCACGAAGUCAUGUAUUCGUUUAAGAUCAGCAGCCAUGUCUCCUUCCCUUUGGAGGGCCUCGACAUGCAGCCCUUCCUGGCCAAAGACAGCCCGUCUCAAGUCACCACGUAUGACCUGCUGUCGGUCAUUUGUCACCAUGGCACAGCAGGAAGUGGACAUUAUAUAGCUUACUGUCAGAAUGUGAUCAAUGGCCAGUGGUACGAGUUUGACGAUCAGUAUGUGACUGAGGUGCAUGAGACGGUGGUUCAGAAUGCAGAGGCCUAUGUGCUUUUCUAUAGAAAGAGCAGUGAGGACUCUGUGCGAGAGAGACAGAAGGUGGUGGCUUUGGCCAGCAUGAAGGAACCCAGCCUGCUGCAGUUUUACAUCUCUAGGGAAUGGCUGAACAAGUUCAACACUUUUGCUGAGCCAGGUCCAAUCAGCAAUCACACCUUCCUUUGUCAGCAUGGAGGAAUCCCACCCAACAAGUACCAGUACAUCGAUGAUCUGGUUGUGAUAGUUCCUCAGAAUGUUUGGGAGUAUCUUUACAACAGUUUUGGAGGCGGGCCUGCAGUCAACCACCUGUACAUGUGCGCCAUCUGUCAGGUGGAGAUAGAAGCUCUGGCGAAACGCAGGAAAACUGAAAUCGACACCUUCAUUAAGCUGAACAAAGAGUUUCAGGCUGAGGAGGCUCCAUCAGUGAUCUUGUGUAUCAGCAUGCAGUGGUUCAGAGAGUGGGAGAGCUUUGUGAAGGGAAAAGACAAUGAGCCGCCUGGUCCGAUCGACAAUAGUAAAAUUGGUGUUAUGAAAGGAGGACACAUAACACUGAAGCAAGGAGCAGACUACGGACAGAUCUCAGAGGAGACGUGGCAGUAUUUGUUGGGUAUAUAUGGUGGGGGUCCUGAGAUCGCAGUGAGGCAAACGGUGGCCCCAGCUGACCCAGACGGGCUUCAUGGAGAGAGGAAGAUUGAAGCAGAGACUAGAGCACUUUGAUAUAAAACCGAGGUCUGGUGAUAAAUUUCCACUUCUGCCCUCACAUGAAGCUGAGGAAUUUGCACGUCGGUGAAGAAGCAUUAUGAGCACUUUGUAAAUGUAGCAAUGUCUUAUUUUGAAGCUGCAGGGGGUCAAAGCGGGACCUAAAUAUCAGUUUCUUCAUCGGAUAGCUCUGAAGCUCAGUGUUUGUGUCACGUCUCUGCAGCUGUUUUGGGUAGCUGUAGGUGUCUCAGUGGCUGCUCUAGUGAUAAGACGUCAUGUGCUGCUUCUCAACUGGCCGUGGCAGGCGCCCAACACAUGGUGUCACUAAGCGGAACGGUGCAGUGAUCGUUGCUACGGGGCUAAUUUGUAGUGCGAGGACUGCUUGUUACGCAAGAAGCAAUUAAGAUGAAUUACCAAGCUUGCUGAUGUUUGUCUGUUUAUUAGUUACAUAGCAACAAGCAGACAGAGGAGAUCUCAAAUGAAUGAAACUCCUGCAACUUCAACCUCAACGUGUACCGAGCCCUCAGGAAUGGAAAGGAUUUUCUGUUUGUUUGUUUUGGCCAUGGAAAUGACCGAAACAGGUUUGUUUAUAACUGCAAAACAUGCAUGUGUGGGUUAUGCUCAGUCAUUUCUAGGCUCUAGCUGCAUGCGGCUGUAAGGUUUUAUUCCUGAACGGAUGAGAGGCUCAGUUGUUUUGUUUAAAUGGUUCGUUUACAUACAGAAGACUUUGCUUUUGUAUAGUCUAUGUUAGCACUAUCAGCAAAAGUGGCAUAGGGAGUUUGUAUAGAUUUGAAUGUUAACAUUUCAUUAAUUGAUAAGCAGCAUGGAGAGGAUGUAUCUAAAGACAUAAGAGAAUCUUGUGUUGUAGGUUUCUUUUACAGGAAGCACAUUGCACAGUUCUUCAGACAUUAUCAGUGGCUGUUUUAGAUCUAUUGCAUUAUUUCUAAUCAGAUUUAUCUUGCAAAGGAAUAUUUAGAGAAACUCUGAUUUCUUUGUUAAACUUUAACUUUUCUUCUGGUCUCUUAUGUUUGCUUAGCGGAGGGUUUGAAGAUCCAUAUGUAUCACGAUAAAGUGUUUUCUGUCUUGGACUCUUUGCUUAUUUGUUUGCUUAAAUACGGUUUAAUGAAUGUUUAUGAUAUAAUGCAGCCAUAAAACCUUUAGUUUGAAUUAAAAUGGUUCAGGUUAGGAAAAUAUGUAUUUAUUACAAUUCCUGAAAAUUUAAGGGGAGCAAGAAGUCAGAGGAAUUGCAGUAAAACUUUUCCAGAUGCCGUUUAAGAUUUGAUAUCCUCUUUUUUUUUCUUUUUCUCAGCACAUUUUCCAACGUAUCUCUCUCUCUUUCUCUCUCCCUCUCUCGCUCAUAUUUUUCAUCAGCGGCUCAUUUUGGCAGAUUCAAAGUGCAAUGAAUCAAGCCACAUUCACCUAAUAAAACCUUUAUGUGGCAUAAAUAAAUGACAAUUUCCAUUCUAUCCAAUCGUCAAUUUUACCAAGCUGUUCACCCUGGAGUUUUUUUUUUUUUUUUUUUUUUACAUUUUUUUUGUUGAAAUUAAAGAAUAAGAAUACAAAAUAUGUCCUAUGACAGAUUUUAAGGAGUUCUUAAAGCAUAUUGGAGAAUUUAUUUCUCAGACUGGAACAAUCAUCGGUUAUAAGACCAUAUGUUCUCAGUGGUCCUAAAAACUUAACUUGCUGUCUGUUCUAAGUUAAAAUACAUUUUUGACAAAGAGCUAGACAUUUCAAUCAUGUCCUGCAAAGCUAUUUGCAUGCCAACAUUCAAUAUAUGUAUUUUUUAAUAUAAUUGGUUUAAUUUUCCAACCGACCUAUCAAACACCAUCUGAUAAAUACUGUUGACAUUUAGAGAUAUUCAUAUAAACCAAAUGCAUCUUCAUAGCUCCUUAAACAAGGUAAUAAAAUAUAAGCAUAACAAGCUAUUAUAAAAAUCCAUUUAUUGCUGGUAGUCUUUACCACAUGCAGCAUGUAGUGCCGUUUGUGAACCUUGCAAUUUAGAUUAUUAGACAAUAUAUGAUGAAUAAUCGAGGAAUAUUGAAUUAUUCACUUUUAGUUGAUUGUUUUUUACAAGGUUUAUGGGAAUCCUGCCUGUUUUUCUUCUCCGUUGUUGUUUUUUUUUAAACUUCAUCGGUUUCCAGAGAGAUGUUACUUGCAUAAUGUUUUCCCAUUAAAUAAGUACUUACCGUUCAUUUUCAGACCCGUUCUGGACAGGAUGGUGUUGUGUCUUAAAAAAAAUAUAUAUUACAAAAGAAAUAAAAAUGUAUAUUCAAAGAAAUUGUUUAAAUCACACCUGUGUUAUAUGAAAAAUACUUUAACCCUGUGUAAUUUACUCCUUGAUUCAAAUUUGCUUUUAAAUUAUUGAUUUGUCUGUAAAGAAAAGAUCACUUAUGUUCAUUUCGUUUGUGGUACAAGCUUCUCUUUUCACACAGUUCCAGAUUUUAUGUACAGGAGAUGUUAAUAUUUUUUAUUUUCUAUAGAUGUGGGGAAGAAUGUGCAAUCAGACUAAAGACAAAAAACAGUGCAAUCGUAGUUGUAUUAUAGAGAUGCUAACAGCAGCAACGUGACAGCUGAAAGUUCAAACAGGCUGUAUAACAUGGUAUAAUGCAGUGUUUAGUAGUAAUUAUUUCAUUAACCCCACCCUGCCAGUGUGUUUUCUCAUGUUACAGCAGGUAUGUGCGUGUGAGACAUCAUUCCACUGGAAAAAGCAGGCAUUGCUUGGAAAGUAUUCAAAGGUGUCACGGCACUCGGCGGGGUUCCACAGGGUCAUGUUUUUUUUAACGUUUUUAACAGUGUUUAGAUCUUGUGGUUGUGACUAUGGUCGUGACUAUGGUUAUUCUUGUAAUGUGGGCAACCACAGUACAGAGGAAUGUUUUAAUGUCUGUAAUGUUAUAACUAUGACUGGUUUAAUGAUUAAAAUGU